This is a messenger RNA of Erpetoichthys calabaricus (reedfish), 5202 nucleotides long. RefSeq names its product ATPase plasma membrane Ca2+ transporting 3b (gene atp2b3b). The coding region runs from base 740 to 4570 and encodes 1276 amino acids. Lineage: Eukaryota; Metazoa; Chordata; Cladistia; Polypteriformes; Polypteridae. The transcript is spliced from 22 exons. Gene Ontology annotation, biological process: calcium ion transmembrane transport; regulation of cytosolic calcium ion concentration. The record is from RefSeq and is a predicted model, not a curated record. Gene Ontology annotation, molecular function: ATP binding; ATP hydrolysis activity; PDZ domain binding. Gene Ontology annotation, cellular component: membrane; intracellular membrane-bounded organelle.
CUCGCGGAUGCUGGGCUCUGCAGAUGGACCAAAGCGCAUAGCUAGUUUAGCUACAGCCGAGCAGCAUGUAGGUUACCGCAUCGGCUGCUGUACCCCCUCUGUAACCAUUUAUUUUUUCUAGGGAACCGCACAAUUCGAGAGCAUAGAUCUGUAGAUUUAGAUGCGCUCAGUCUGUCUAAAACGCAAGACUCGUGUCAGAUCAAUUUCAUGAUUUCUAAUAUUGUUAAUAAAAAUUGGAAUUCUUUUUCACAUCGUUCACGUUAUUAGAUCAUGGCGCGUGUUCUCCAAAGCAGCAGAGAUAUCAGAUGCACUAACCCCUGACACCUGACUGACUGUUUUCCACCCUCACCCCUCCUAUUUAAAAAAAUAAAUAAAUAAAAAAAUCCAUAAAAGUAGAAGUGACAGUACUGGACUACUCAUGGAUUGGGACAGAGCUAGCUCUGUGUCAGGCAGUGCCAUUUUCAUGACUAAUUAACUGCCUUCAAUUAAAAUAAACCCUCACCCCCACCAAAGUCCAAAUACACAAUUCCAUAUUUCAAUAAAAAAAUAAAUGCAACAUUAGAAUAAUACAAGGCAAACCCAAGGCUAUUUUUGCUUUUGGGAAUAGCACAGACAAUAAAACUAAUAAGAAAAACACAAAAAACUAACUGGAACACCAGUGAAACACAACAUUUUGCAGAAUUCAAUUCAGGCUGUUCACAACGGGAACCCAGCAGUUUAGUCAAAUUGGGACAAAAAUAUGGGCGACCUAGCAAACAGUGCUGUGGAGGUAUACCCCAAAAAACAGCGGGGUGGUGGGGGUGGUGAACCCAACCAUGCAGGGGGUUUUGGGUGCACCCUGGAAGAGCUGCGCAAUCUUAUGGAGCUGCGGGGGGCUGAUGCACUUCAGAAAAUAGAGGACUGCUAUGGAGACAUCAACGGACUGUGCUACCGGUUAAAAACUUCAACAAAUGAAGGGCUCUCAAACAAUCCAGUUGAUCUUGAGAAGAGACGGCAAAUUUAUGGGAAGAACUUCAUCCCACCGAAAAAGGCCAAAACAUUUCUACAGUUAGUUUGGGAAGCACUACAGGAUGUUACCCUCAUUAUCUUGGAGAUUGCAGCAAUUAUCUCUUUGGGUUUAUCCUUCUAUCAACCACCUGGAGAAGAAACCGAAGUGUGUGGAAAUGUGGCAGCUGGAGCAGAAGAUGAGGGCGAGGCAGAGGCAGGCUGGAUUGAGGGGGCAGCCAUCUUAUUAUCUGUCAUCUGUGUAGUCCUGGUGACGGCAUUCAAUGACUGGAGCAAAGAAAAGCAGUUUCGUGGUCUUCAGAGUCGCAUCGAACAGGAGCAAAAGUUUACUGUUAUUCGCAAUGGCAAUGUUAUCCAGAUUCCUGUGGCUGAACUGGUGGUUGGAGACAUUGCGCAGGUGAAAUAUGGUGACUUGCUUCCUGCAGAUGGUGUCCUCAUUCAAGGAAAUGAUCUCAAAAUUGAUGAGAGCUCUCUAACUGGGGAAUCAGAUCAUGUUCGAAAAUCAGUGGAAAAAGACCCUAUGCUGUUGUCAGGUACUCAUGUCAUGGAAGGCUCUGGCAGAAUGCUGGUGACUGCUGUUGGUGUCAACUCCCAAACAGGAAUUAUCUUCACUUUACUGGGAGCUGGAGAGGGAGAGGAGGAAAAGAAAGAUAAAAAAGGCAAGCAGCAGGACGGGGUGGUGGAAAACAAUCAAAAUAAAGCUAAGAAACAAGAUGGUGCAGUUGCCAUGGAAAUGCAACCACUGAAGAGUGCAGAGGGUGGAGAAGUAGAAGAACGUGAGAAGAAGAAAGCCAGUGUUCCAAAGAAAGAGAAGUCUGUCCUACAGGGCAAACUAACAAAGCUGGCAGUGCAAAUUGGAAAAGCAGGUCUGGUAAUGUCAGCUAUUACCGUUAUCAUACUUGUUCUCUACUUUGUGAUUGAAACAUUUGUGAUUGAUGGUCGAGUAUGGAUUGCAGAGUGCACUCCUGUCUACGUGCAAUACUUUGUGAAGUUCUUCAUUAUUGGAGUCACAGUGCUGGUUGUGGCUGUUCCUGAAGGUCUCCCAUUGGCCGUCACCAUUUCUUUGGCAUACUCAGUCAAGAAAAUGAUGAAAGAUAACAACCUGGUGAGGCACCUGGAUGCUUGUGAAACUAUGGGCAACGCCACUGCAAUCUGUUCUGACAAGACUGGCACUCUCACCACCAAUCGCAUGACUGUAGUGCAGUCCUAUAUUGGAGACACACGCCAUAAAGAGGUGCCAGAUCCGAAUGCCCUGAAUCCCAAAACCCUGGAACUCCUUAUUGGCGCCAUUGCUCUGAACAGUGCAUACACUACUAAGAUACUGCCUCCUGAUAAGGAAGGUGGGCUUCCAAAACAAGUGGGAAACAAAACUGAGUGUGCAUUGUUGGGAUUUGUGCUGGACUUGAAGAGGGACUACCAGCCAAUCAGAGAGCAGAUUCCAGAAGAAAAGCUAUACAAGGUUUACACCUUUAAUUCUGUGCGCAAGUCAAUGAGUACAGUCAUCCGCAUGCCUGAUGGAGGCUUCCGUCUCUACAGCAAAGGGGCUUCAGAAAUUCUUCUUAAAAAAUGCUCCAGUAUUUUGAACAGCAAUGGGGAGGCAAGGAGCUUCCGUCCCCGUGAUCGAGAUGAGAUGGUGAAAAAAGUGAUAGAGCCAAUGGCAUGUGAUGGACUCCGAACAAUCUGCAUUGCCUACCGUGAUUUUCCUAGUGUUCCUGAACCCGACUGGGAAAAUGAGAAUGAAAUUGUUUCAGAUCUGAUUUGUAUUGCUGUGGUGGGCAUUGAAGACCCAGUUCGACCUGAGGUGCCAGAAGCCAUUCGGAAGUGUCAGCGUGCAGGAAUCACAGUGCGCAUGGUAACAGGAGACAACAUCAACACUGCCAGAGCUAUUGCAGCUAAGUGUGGAAUAAUCCAAGCUGGAGAGGAGUUCCUGUGUCUUGAAGGCAAAGAGUUCAACCGACGAAUCAGAAACGAGAAAGGAGAGAUAGAACAGGAGCGGAUUGACAAAAUCUGGCCAAAGUUGAGAGUUUUAGCUCGAUCUUCUCCAACUGACAAACACACCUUAGUAAAAGGCAUAAUUGACAGCAGCAUUGUAGAACAAAGGCAAGUGGUAGCAGUGACAGGAGAUGGGACCAAUGACGGGCCAGCUCUCAAGAAGGCGGAUGUUGGUUUUGCUAUGGGUAUUGCUGGCACUGAUGUAGCAAAAGAAGCUUCUGACAUCAUCUUGACAGAUGACAAUUUUUCCAGCAUUGUGAAGGCAGUGAUGUGGGGCCGUAAUGUCUAUGACAGCAUUUCCAAGUUCCUGCAGUUUCAGCUCACAGUUAACGUGGUGGCUGUAAUUGUUGCUUUCACUGGAGCCUGUAUCACUCAGGAUUCACCUUUAAAGGCUGUCCAGAUGCUAUGGGUAAACCUAAUAAUGGACACCUUUGCUUCAUUGGCCCUUGCAACUGAGCCUCCUACUGAAGCAUUGCUCCUGCGCAAGCCAUAUGGCCGCAACAAGCCUCUGAUAUCUCGCACCAUGAUGAAAAACAUACUGGGUCAUGGUGUUUACCAACUCACUGUUAUAUUCAGCUUACUCUUUAUAGGAGAGAAAAUCUUCGACAUCGAUAGUGGACGCAAUGCUCCUCUCCACUCUCCUCCAUCAGAGCACUACACUAUCAUCUUCAACACAUUCGUCUUGAUGCAGCUUUUCAAUGAGAUCAAUGCACGCAAAAUCCAUGGAGAACGAAAUGUCUUCGAUGGCAUCUUCAGCAAUCCAAUUUUCUGCAGCAUUGUCCUGGGAACGUUUGGUGUACAGAUUGUCAUUGUGCAAUUUGGAGGGAAACCUUUCAGCUGUGCCCCCUUGAAUGUAGAACAGUGGCUCUGGUGUCUGUUUGUGGGGGUUGGUGAGCUACUGUGGGGUCAGGUCAUUGCAACAGUCCCCACCAGUCACCUGAAAUGUCUGAAGGAAGCAGGACACGGACCAGGCAAAGAUGAGAUUACUGAUGAAGAGCUGGCUGAGGAUGAAGAGGAAAUUGACCAUGCUGAGAGGGAGCUUCGACGAGGACAGAUCCUGUGGUUCCGUGGACUUAAUCGCAUCCAGACUCAGAUGGAGGUAGUGAGUACAUUCAAGAGAAGUGGUUCGUUUCAGGGCGCAGUGCGUCGACGUUCAUCUGUUCUCAGCCAGCUCCAUGAUGUAACCAAUAUUUCUACCCCCACUCACAUCCGAGUGGUGAAAGCCUUCCGUAGCUCUCUCUAUGAAGGGCUGGAAAAACCGGAUUCCAAGAACUCAAUCCACAACUUUAUGGCCCACCCUGAGUUCCUGAUUAAUGACUUCAUCCACAACAUCCCCUUGAUUGAUGACACUGACAUUGAUGAGGACUUAGAAACAGCCAGCAAGCACAACCAUCACUUCCACCACCAUCAUUAUCCACAGCCCCCACACCGUCAACACAGCUGCCCACCUUCUCCGAACAAAAACAACAAUGCCAUUGAUAGUGGCAUUUAUCUGACCACCCCUGACGCUAGCAAGUCAGCUACCUCGUCCAGUCCAGGAAGCCCUCUACACAGCGUUGAGACUUCACUAUAACAAAAUGGAAAGCUACUUGAAGAGGCCGAAACAGACUCAAUUAAUAAAAAAAAAUGCAGAGAGUCAACUUGUUGUUUGGACAUUGGGCGAUGGAGUCCACAGCCACCCUUCAGUGAAGUUUUUUAAAUUUAUUAAAAUGUUGAAACAAUUUAAGGGCAUGGGGUGAGCCAAGGACCUCGCUGUAGUUACCUCUCGGCUUUUUUGUUUGUGAGAAGAAAAUGAACUCAAGGUUCUCAAAGUGAGAGGUUAAUUCAUUUGCCUCUUAAAUCUUAUCAUUAUUAAGAUUAUCUUUAUUAAUAAUAUUACUGUUAUUAUUCUUAUUGCUAUUUAUCAGUUUUUGAUCGAUUGAUUGAUUGGUUGAUUUGAUUGAUUUUGUUUUAUUUACAGUAUGUAUUGUUGUGUGAGUCUUGAGCAAUGAAAUAUAAAAAAAAAAGCAAAAGUAAGAGCAAACUAAACAAACCAAAACAAAAGAAAAAAAAGAAAUGAUGAAUGAAAAGAGUAAUUCUAAUGCAAAAUUAAAUUUAUUAUCUUUUUUUAUUAUUAUUUUUUAGAAAGUUGUGGUUGGGUACAGUCUUGGAAAACUAUGAGGGGAUGACGUUGCCAGCCAAACCAACAAACUAAAUAUCACAUUC